AUGGACAUCGGUGGGGCGCUGCUGCGAGUGCUUGCAGGCGUACACGCCUACCUCCGCCACGGCUUUAGGACUACAGAUGGGUCUCACCGCCGGCUGCUACUCGCCCUCCGGAACCUGUGUUUACCACUUCGGGAUUCUUUGGAGCACCGUGCCCCGGGAGAAGCCACCGCUUUCUCAAUACUGAAUCAGGGAUUGCGGGCCGGGGACCUCAUGGUUGUGCUGGGCAGGUCGAACUGCGUCAGCUUCUCCAGGAUGACCUCCCCAGAUCGCAUCUCAGACGGCGCCAUGGAUGCCACCGUGCAGGCAGCCACGGGCUCGUCUUCUAAGUCCACUCUGCUACAUGGCUUCCUGGACUCUGCGCGUGGUGGCGUGUCGACGCGCAAAACCCUGACCUUCCAUCACCAUAUGCGCAUGUCCGUAUCUCAUCACCUCGCGGUCAUUGCACUCCCGAAGCUGCUGUUAUCCGACCACAACCUCCUGGUGGAACGAAAACGCUAUGCUGAGCGAUACCUCCCGCAGUCGCUUCCUAACGCUGAGGACAUCGUCCACACACUGCUGAGGUGCGCGGCGGACGCGAUCCUGGUCCGACUGCGGGGGCUCUUCUUGAUGUUCUUCUCAUGA
Molecule: messenger RNA, 621 nt
Organism: Postia placenta MAD-698-R-SB12
Lineage: Eukaryota; Fungi; Basidiomycota; Agaricomycetes; Polyporales; Adustoporiaceae
Exons: 3
Coding region: 1-621 (206 amino acids)
Source: RefSeq, a predicted model, not a curated record